This is a messenger RNA of Xenopus laevis (African clawed frog), 1751 nucleotides long. RefSeq names its product cytochrome P450 family 2 subfamily D member 6 S homeolog (gene cyp2d6.S). Gene Ontology annotation, cellular component: membrane; cytoplasm. The record is from RefSeq and is marked provisional. Gene Ontology annotation, molecular function: monooxygenase activity; iron ion binding; heme binding. Lineage: Eukaryota; Metazoa; Chordata; Amphibia; Anura; Pipidae. Gene Ontology annotation, biological process: xenobiotic metabolic process; arachidonate metabolic process.
GAGCAGUUCAUAUCUAGUGCUGAAAAGGUUCAGAAGCACUAGGGAAAAACUGUGAUAUUUCUAUAUUGUUCUAUACAGCGCAUGAAAGGAAUGGUAAAAAGAUGAGAUACACAGUAUAUUGAAUGCAAGUGUAGAUGAAGGAGGAUCACACCAAGCACAAAAACUAAUUCUACAGGGGACUUUGAAACCAUGAGCCUUUUGUCCCAGCUCUGCUCAUUUGCCUUUGGGUGUAAUGUCUUCACACUGGGCAUUAUCUGCACCCUGUGCCUUCUGCUGCUGGAUUACAUGAAGAGCAGGAAACCCUGCAAAAAUUUCCCACCAAGCCCUCCUUCCAAGCCCUUUGUGGGGAAUCUACUGCAGUUAAACUUUAGAAACCUACACAACAGCUUCAAACAGCUCUCUAAACAGUAUGGGGAUGUGAUGAGCCUGCAGGUCUUUUGGAAACCCAUGGUGGUGCUCAAUGGAUUGGAAGUAAUGAAAGAGGCUUUAAUACAGAAGUCAGAGGAUACAGCAGAUCGUCCAGAAUUCCACAUGUUUGAAAUCCUUGGGUUUGUUGGAAACAACAAAGCUGUGGUGUUAGCAAAUUAUGGCCAAUCUUGGAAGGAUUUAAGAAGAUUUACCUUGUCUACACUGAGGGAUUUUGGGAUGGGAAAAAAAUCCCUGGAGGAGAGAGUGAGAGAAGAAGCUGGGUACCUGUGUGCCGCGUUCCAGUCUGAGCAAGGUCGUCCCUUUGACCCACAUAUUUUACUGAACACAGCAGUUAGUAACAUUAUCUGCUCUAUCAUAUUUGGUGAACGGUUUGAAUAUGACGAUCACACAUUCCAGAAGCUGCUGUGUCUAAUUGAAGAAAGUGUAAAAGCAGAAUCUGGGACAGUGCCCCAGAUUAUAGCUUCACUUCCAUGGUCAUCUAAGAUUCCAGGCCUAGCCAAGAUGUUUUUCCAACCUCAGAUACGUAUGCUUAAAUAUCUACAAGAAAUUAUCAAAGAUCAUCAGCAAACAUGGGAUUCUGGGCACACAAGGGAUUUUAUUGAUGCCUUUAUGCUUGAGAUGGAAAAGGCAAAAGGAGUUAAAGACAGUAAUUUUAAUGAACAGAAUCUUCUGUUAACUACAGCUGACUUAUUUUCAGCUGGCUCAGAAACUACAACCACAACUCUGAGAUGGGGCCUGCUAUUUAUGUUGCUGUAUCCAAAUGUGCAAAGAAAGGUGCAUGAGGAAAUUGACCACGUGAUUGGAAGAACCAGGAAGCCAACAAUGGGAGAUGUGUUGCAGAUGCCUUAUACCAAUGCAGUAAUCCAUGAAAUCCAGCGUUACGCGGAUAUAAUCCCUCUGUCUGUGCCACAUAUGACAUACAGAGAUACACAUAUCAAAGGCUUUUUCAUCCCAAAAGGUGUCACUAUUAUGACCAACCUGUCCUCUGUGCUUAAAGAUGAGAAAGCCUGGGAAAAGCCUUUUCAGUUUUAUCCGGAGCAUUUUCUUGAUAGCGACGGCAAGUUUGUAAAAAGAGAAGCAUUUAUGGCAUUUUCUGCUGGUCGCCGUGUUUGUCUAGGAGAGCAGUUGGCCAGGAUGGAACUGUUCCUCUUCUUCACGACUCUCCUGCAGCGUUUCUCCUUUGAGAUUCCUUAUGGCGAGCCCAGCCCACGGGAAGAUCCUGUGUUUGUUUACUUGCAGGUCCCACAUGAUUAUAAAAUGUGUGCCAAGGUUAGAUAACUUGCUACUCUUGUUUCCUAAUUGUAAUAAACAUUGAAUAAAAA